UUUAUUCAAGGAGGAGAAUCUGCAAAUUUCUGUAUCAAAAUUCAAUAAAGAUCAUCUAAGGGUUCUAGCGGAGAAAGAAUCAAAGAAUGUAAAUAAUCUUGUAUAUUUGGAUAAACCAUUUAAACAAUUUGAGAAACAUUUUAUUGAAUUGAUAGUUUCACUAGUAAAGUCUAUGCACGCAUUUUGGGAAAAUAUGUGUUAUUAUAAUGAUGUAAGACUUUCCCAAUUUGGAAGGACAUGGGAACAAGAAAAAUUCAACUACUGGUUUGAUAAAAUGCAUAAAGAUACAAAAAAUAUUUGUGAUAAAAUUUCUGAAGAAUGCAGAGUAUUUAAAAAAAGCUAUCCUAGUGAUAAAGAAUACCCUUCUUUUUUCAAGAAGAAAAAGAAGGAGCUAAACGAAUUUGAAAAAAAACAAAUUAAAUGGUUUUUCAGCUAUAUAGAUGUAUGUGAAAAAGAGUGGAGCUACAUAAAAAGCUUACGUAAUAAUCCUGGCAUUUGUCCUUUAAAGUGCUUAUUUAAAAAGGGAAAAAAUUAUGAAAUGUUGAAAAAUGAACAAAAUAAAUAA
Plasmodium relictum is the source of this 565-nucleotide messenger RNA. Its product is annotated as Plasmodium exported protein, unknown function. The annotation marks the transcript as partial. NCBI's taxonomy places the organism in Eukaryota, Apicomplexa, Aconoidasida, Haemosporida, Plasmodiidae. The transcript has a single exon. The record is from RefSeq and is a predicted model, not a curated record.